Pyrenophora tritici-repentis Pt-1C-BFP is the source of this 948-nucleotide messenger RNA. RefSeq names its product NadC, Nicotinate-nucleotide pyrophosphorylase. Gene Ontology annotation, molecular function: nicotinate-nucleotide diphosphorylase (carboxylating) activity. Lineage: Eukaryota; Fungi; Ascomycota; Dothideomycetes; Pleosporales; Pleosporaceae. The record is from RefSeq and is a predicted model, not a curated record. Gene Ontology annotation, cellular component: cytoplasm. Gene Ontology annotation, biological process: quinolinate catabolic process; NAD+ biosynthetic process.
AUGUCCAGAAUCGAAGGUGCCCCAGCUCAUGGUGCGGUAGCACAUCUCCUACCCGAGACAUACAAGAGAUACGUUUCGGAAUGGCUUGAAGAGGACACCCCGAGCUUCGACUAUGGCGGCUUCGUUGUUGGUGAAGCUGUAUCCGAGGCAAAGCUACUUGGGAAGAGUGAAGGUAUUGUUGCUGGUGUGCCCUUCUUUAAUGAAGUAUUCCGCCAGCUCGGCUGCACUGUAGAAUGGCAUGUCGAAGAAGGUGCAUCCUUUCAACCCAUUACACAUUGCGCCACCGUCCGUGGUCCAGUCCGCCACUUGCUUCUCGGCGAGCGCGUGGCACUCAACACAUUGGCUCGCUGUUCCGGCAUCGCUACCAAAUCCAACCGAUUGCUGAAUCUCCUACGAAAUGCUGGCUACCCGAACAUUCUUGCUGGCACACGAAAGACCACGCCUGGCUUUCGACUUGUCGAGAAGUACGGCAUGUUGAUUGGAGGGGUAGAUGCACAUCGUGUGGAUUUAAGCGCAAUGACGAUGCUGAAAGACAACCAUAUUGUUGCAGCAGGUAGCAUUACCAACGCUGUAAGAGCUGCCAAAGCGGCAGGUGGCUUUGCGAUCAAAGUCGAAGUCGAGUGUCAAUCCUUCGAAGAGGCAGACGAAGCGAUAGCGGCAGGUGCUGAUAUUGUCAUGUUAGACAACUUCACUCCUGAAGGUGUACAAGUUGCCGCAAAAGACUUGAAGGAUAAAUGGGGGCGAGGAACUGGCGACAGGAAACAUUUCUUGGUAGAGGUCAGUGGUGGGCUGACAGAGUACAACGUCGAGAAGUAUGUUUGCGGAGACAUUGAUAUUGUUAGUACGAGCAGCAUACAUCAGGGAGUACCGCAUGUGGACUUUUCGCUCAAGAUCGUACCUCAGACCAACGGCGAUUAUUAUAAGUUUGAAAAUUCAGUGGACAUGUGA